Messenger RNA from Liolophura sinensis, 2234 nucleotides. RefSeq names its product arsenite methyltransferase-like. Gene Ontology annotation, cellular component: cytosol. Gene Ontology annotation, molecular function: arsenite methyltransferase activity. Bases 69 to 1199 code for a protein of 376 amino acids. The record is from RefSeq and is a predicted model, not a curated record. Lineage: Eukaryota; Metazoa; Mollusca; Polyplacophora; Chitonida; Chitonidae. Gene Ontology annotation, biological process: toxin metabolic process; arsonoacetate metabolic process. The transcript is spliced from 10 exons.
UUUCUGAAAGGGGAGAUCACUCUCGUGUCACAAAGUGCACAAAAACAGUGGAAAAGAAAAGAGCCACAAUGUCUACUGAAGAGGGUGAUGCAGUAAGGGACUCCGUGAAAGAUUACUAUGGGAAGAGGUUACAGAAGACGGAGGACCUGGAACUGAAGGCCUGUACUGUUCUCAGCGAGUACAGGAUGCCCAAGUUUGUGCGCGAGGUGUUCAGUCUCAUUCAUGAAGAAGUCAUGGCCAGGUAUUACGGCUGUGGGUUGGUUGUGCCGGAGAAGCUGAAUGGGAUGAGGGUACUGGACCUGGGUAGUGGUAGUGGUCAGGACUGUUAUGUGGUCAGCAAGCUAGUAGGAGAGAAAGGAUUUGUCACAGGCAUUGACAUGACAGAUGAACAGCUGGAUAUAGCCCGCAAACAUAUUGACUACCACACAGAGAAGUUUGGCUAUUCAAAGCCUAAUGUGGAGUUUGUGAAAGGAUUUAUAGAGAAACUGGGGGAGGCUGGAAUAAAGGAAAACAGCUAUGACAUCAUCAUAUCUAACUGUGUGAUCAACCUCUCACCAGACAAGGAGGCAGUAUUGAGAGAAGCUUACAAAACACUGAAGGUUGGUGGCGAGCUGUUUUUCAGUGAUGUUUAUGCGGACUGCAGAGUUCCUGAAAGUGCUCGGAAACAUGAGGUUUUGUGGGGUGAAUGUAUCUCUGGUGCUUUGUGGUGGAAAGACCUAAACAGUCUGGCUGCUGAGAUUGGCUUCAGCAAACCCCGCAUUGUUACGGCAGCUGAGAUACCAAUAGAGAAGGAGGAGUUCAAGAAAAUUUUAGGUGAUGCCAGGUUUGUGUCUGUCACAUACCGGCUGUUCAAACUCCCUCCCAGGGACCAGUUCAAGGACAGCAGACUUGUUAUUUACAAUGGAGAAAUAACAGGUUACGAGAAAGAGAUCAUUUUUGAUCACAAAUUUACAUUUAAAAAAGGAGAUGUUGUUCAGGUAGAUUCCGAGCUGUCAACCAUUCUGCAGCUCUCCCGCUUCCAGGAUGAGUUUGACUUUCAGCCAGUGUCAAAGAAAACCUGCAAUGGAUCAGCACCCGAUAGCUGCUGUCCAUCUUCAAGCCUGACAGAGGAUCCCUUCCAGUAUUUGGCAGACCUGAAGAAGAAAGGCAUCGUACCAGCUGCUCCCUGCUGUUCCACUGGGGACAAGGGUUGCUGUUAGACCAACAUAGAUGGAAGGGUUCUUAAUACAUUGUUUAUACGCAAGAGAGAACUGGAAAACACUCAUGUACUUUAAGCUUUGUUGUUUUCUCCAUUUAUACAUGCUUUUUAACUUAGAAACUUUUUCUAAAACAUAUUCAUGAGAGUAUGAGAAACACUUACAUGUAAUACAUUUUUAUAUCAUUUAUAGUUCACUCAAGAUAAAGUAAUAUCCCAUUUCUCAUAAUUGAAUUUUACUGAAUAUAUUUUUGUAUAAUGUAAUAUUACCUCAAACCAUUUCACUUAUCUUGUGAAGUAUUUGUGUAUGUAGGUCCAGGGCUGUUCACCAUAAUUACUCAGAUCGUUCACUGGUGUAGGGGUAAAAAAAGAAGCUUGCAUUCCAAGAGAAUGUCUUAAUGUCCAAAGUGAAUAAAUAAAGAGAAGUAUGUCACUGCGGUACAUGGUAGCUCACGUGUUUGUACUCCACCCAACCCGAAAGACCUCUGCGGCGUUAGACUGCAGAAAUGUUAGACUAUUAAGCAAUGGGAAUUAAUUUUUCAUCUGAAAGUCAUGGUCAGCCAUUUCGGUCCUCGUUGAAACGAAGGGUAGUUGGCAACUAAUAGGACUCGUGGGUAUCGGAGAAAAGGUGGUUGGGUUGUCUAGCAGCUGUGAUUGAACCAGUGCAGGUUAUUUGAGUUUCAGAUGAUACUUUUCACUUUUUCUGUGAAACUUCGUCGUGACGCGUUUGUGUAUAAAUGGAAAUACCCUGAAGAACGUGAGAGCGUUAAUCGUUGCCUGUUAGAAACCAGUAGUAGGUAGAUGGGCAAUCGUAUAGAGCAAGGGUACGUGGUGUAGUUCUGACUGAUUAUGUACUUCUGGUUAUGUGUAUAAAUGUAUAAUUUCGUGUUAAGAGACAUGAAUAAUCGGGAUGCGGAGCACGUGCAUGCCAUGAUGUGUGUGGAUGUUUGUGCUUAGUGCGUAAAUGAAGAAGUGUGUCGCCAAACCACAUGCAUUGCUUGGACUUGUUGGCUCACUUUCUCCGUAAUAAAAAAAACUU